This is a messenger RNA of Closterium sp. Yama58-4, 2112 nucleotides long. NCBI's taxonomy places the organism in Eukaryota, Viridiplantae, Streptophyta, Zygnematophyceae, Desmidiales, Closteriaceae. The record is from the annotation of a GenBank genome assembly.
AUGGCGGAAUCGUAUCAAUGGAAAAAAUACGGGCAUAAAUUCCUGUCUUCUCAGAAUGCAAAAAGGUUCUACUACCACUGCGCGGAGCGCGACACCACCGGCUGUCCCGCGAAGCUCAUCAUCGACAAGGUCCCGAAGAAGAAGUCCAAGCACGGCCGCCGCCCGGAACUUAAGGACUUGGUGGCGGCGCGGGAAGUUCCAGGAUCCGCCGCGCGGCGGCCGCCGGUUGAUGGAGCUGUUGUUGGGGCUGAUCGCGAGUCCGGCUCGCCGCGACCUGCGGUCGCUGGCCUGGGGGAGAAGGGAGAAGACUUGGACGAUUCCGAUUUCGGAUGGGAGGAGAAUCGCGAGAUUCUCGACGCGCUUCCCGUGCUCGAGCGACGCGUGGAUCGCACGCUCACCCCCCGCCGCUUCUGGUGCCGCAAUCGGCACAACCACCUUCCGCCGCCGCAGCAGCCGCUCCACAUGAUCGUCUCCGCCGCCGCCGUUGCGCAGCCCCGCAUCCACAUCGCGGCGGCGAGAGCCGGCGUAGCUACUAAUGCUUCCGCCGCCGCCACGGUGCUUCCGCCGCCGCCGGCGGGUACCAUGACCAUCCCGCCCGCUGCGACGCUUACUGCCCCGAAGGUCGUGCGGACGGCCUCCUCCACCAGCGGCGCCGAGAACGCUGGCGGCGGCGGCGGGAGCGGCGGAGGGACCCCGCGCGGCCCGCUGACCCCGACUCUAGCGGACUGGCCGCUUCCGCCCAAGUCGCGCAGCCCGCCGGUGGGGCCAAGCAGCCCCGAACCUGCGACGGCGGGGCUGGAGCGCGGAUCUCCGCCUUGCGGGUUUCCGCCGCGCGGAUUGCGGCCGAGCGGAUCUCCGCCCUGCGCGCACGCAGGUCGGAAACGGGCGCGGAGCCCGGUGGCGCGCGGCGCGGCGGCGGACGAUCAUCACAAGACUAGGACGAAUGAUGCCGCCGCCACGGGGUGGGAUCGCGGAAGCGCCAUGAUGACUUGGCGCCGGCUGUGCGGCACUGCUGGCAGCGAUCAUGACGUGUUGGCCGUCAAGCGCGGCGAUUCCGCGAUGCAUCCGCAACCCCCGCCGACCGCCGCGCCCGGCCCUUCCUCUUUCCUGUACUCAUUCCCGCCGUUGGGCGCGUUAAAUGCGCGGUCGACGCGUAAAGCCCCUCUGCUCUCCGCGCUGCUGGACACCCUGCGCCCGACCGCCGCCGCCGCCGCUUCUGCCGCUGCCGCCACCAACGUUGGUGCUGCGGCGGGCGCAGAAGCGCGCGACAGCUCCGCGGCGGCGGGCGUGCGGCAAAGCGCGGGCGGGUACGACGGCGGUCUGCUGGGGGGGAUUGCGUGCGCGCGAAGUCCCGCAGCCGAGGUCAGCCUGACAGCGCAACUCGUGUUCCCCCGCGGCAGCGUCCGCGUCUCCUCCGCGCGCGGAGACUCUGCUGACGCCGCCGCCCCCGCGUCCGCGGACGCAAGCGCGGUGAGGGCGGCGGCGGAGGGAUUGAACGCUACUGAUGGCGGCGUGGCGUGUGGGAAGGCGGAGGAAGGGUUUGAGACGCUGUGGUCGUAUGUGGAGGCGAAUCUGCAGCAUCGCGUGGCGUCGCAAGCAGCUGCUGCAGCCGCUGCUGCAGCUUCCGCCGCUGCCCCGUUCGCGGUGGCUUCGCAAGCAGCAGAUACCGCUGCUGGCCUGCAUGGGUUGGGGAUGAACGGGCGCAAGAGCGUUCAGCACAGGCCGGUGGUGGCAAGACUGCCACGUGGGAUACUAGGAUUGGGCGAGGCGCAGCAAGAGGAGGCACCGCAGCGGGCUGAGGGUGCUGCUCAGGCGGUUACCGAUAUUGUGUUUCAUGCUGGCACGAGCUGCCCUGUUCUGCCCCCCCUGUCGUCCUCCAUCCCUGCUGCUUCUGCUGCUUCUGCUGACGGUGGCGCUGGCACGGGCACGGCUGGCAGAAUGUUUGAGGAGAUUCAAGCGCUGUACCUUCAAGGGAGGCUGAGCGGUCAGGGUCUGGUGGGGAGCGGUGGUGAGGGAGCGCAGAAGCCGCAACAGAGCAGCGCCUUCAACACCCCCCUUCCGUCACAGUUGAAAUUCGUUGGGUUCGAAACGCAGCAAGUCUGCUUAGAGUAA